Molecule: messenger RNA, 3588 nt
Organism: Sander lucioperca (pikeperch)
Lineage: Eukaryota; Metazoa; Chordata; Actinopteri; Perciformes; Percidae
Product: zinc finger protein 516-like
Exons: 5
Coding region: 451-3201 (916 amino acids)
Biological process (GO): regulation of DNA-templated transcription
Cellular component (GO): nucleus
Molecular function (GO): DNA-binding transcription factor activity, RNA polymerase II-specific; RNA polymerase II cis-regulatory region sequence-specific DNA binding
Source: RefSeq, a predicted model, not a curated record
CGUUAAUAACGUUAUCUCUCGCGUCACUCUUGUCCCAAACAACAACUGCUGCCGCUGCGCAGGAGGAGGACGGGACUGCGGUCCAGGUGCACCGCUGUCAUUGAGAGACAGUGAAGUUUUAACGCUACCGAGAAGAAAAGAGAUGAACCCACAGCGGACGGAAGGCGUCCUGAUUUCGACAAGUGUUAAUCUGUUAAACGAAGCUCGCCAUCGUUUUUUAUCGGUGAUGGGAUGCCUUCAGGAGCAACCUGCCGCCAAACGUUAACCCCUCUAAGGUAUUCUUGCCAAAACAGUAUGCAACCUGGAAAAGAACAUCUUUUCAAAAAUCAGGAUGGACACUAAAGCUGUGAAAUGCCUUUUCUGAGAACUCACUAACUUUUGGAAGAUAAACUUUUCAUAGUUAGAGGAUUUUAUAACACAGCUGUGGCUUUUGACGUACCAGGAAAAGUAAUGGAGACAGAAGAGAGGGAGGAUGAUUCAAAAAAACCCACAGCUAAUAUAAAGGCAGAGAUAAAGGAAGAUGUGACCUCUGGCCACACCUGUGGGGUGUGUGGCCGCAGCUUUCCUCUUCUCAGCUCUCUGUCGCAGCACAUGAGAAGACACACACGGGAGAAGCCGUACAAGUGUCCAUACUGUGAGCACAGGACGGCUCAGAAGGGCAGUCUGAAGGCCCACAUUCGAAGCCAUAAACUGGGCCUAUUCAGCCAUAACCUCAGUGACAAGGAGAAGGAAAGAGAUCAAGGGCAGAAAGAUAACGCUGAGACACCUGACCCUCCUGAAAUCGUCAGCACAUCUGACAAAGCUCAUAAUGUCAACGGGAAAGUGAAGAAGAAAGGAACCAAGAAAAAAGUUAAGAGUAAAGAUGGUGUUGAGGUCGGUGAUGGGGCUGAUGAUGGGUCCUGUACCUGCAGCAUUUGUGGCCAGGUUUUCCCUCAGGUCCUACUCCUUAAAUCCCACAUGAAAAGGCACCGCAGCUCCCAGGAUCACGGUUGCCGGAUUUGCGGACGCCGUUUCCGCCAAGCAUGGUUCCUCCAAAGUCAUAUGCGCAUUCACCGGGUCAAAGCCCAGCUAAGAAGUGGCAAAAGCAAUGAGCUGCCUGCCACCAUCAAUGGAGUUCCUCAGGACCCAGAAUUGCUGACAAAUGAAGAGUGCCUCUAUGAGCUCUGUGCUGGCUGUGGUAACUUCUUCUAUGACCGCAAGACAUUACGAAUACAUGAAAAGCUACAUAAACCGAACCACUGCCGCACUCAGACACAAAAACCACCACAGGAAGACAUUAAAGCUCCUGAGCUGCACAUUGCUAAGAGUUAUUUUUUGGAAAGCCUGAACCUCACAUGUGCUGGACCAAGGGAAACUCCUGAGGAAAAGAGCCUGGGCAGGCGAAUUCCAGAGCUGGAUCCAGUUUGCAGUUAUCAAGCGUGGCAGUUGGCCACAAGAGGACGACUAGUGGAGGCCACAGAGAAAUGUCUGGGAUGGGAGGAGAGGCUAGCAGAUGCUGAGGUGGCAUAUAACACAGAAAGGGGCGAGUAUGUACCCCUGAAGCAGGAGAAGAAGAGGAAGCAAAUCCACACCUCCAGCUCCAACAUUAAGAAGAUGAAGGGUGACACAGGCCUUGAUCACACAUCAAACACCUUGACUCACACUAAAGGUGUUGACAAAAAGAUUUCCCAGAAAGACCGUAUUUUGUUGAACGGACUUGGUCAUGCGUUUUAUGAGGCACUUCAGACUAAGAAAGUCAAAGAUGUUCACCUCACACCUAAACAGACCAACAGCACCAGCAGCCAAGAUCAGGAGGAUAAAAAAACAUACUUCUGCGAGCACUGUGAUUUCCACACUGUCGACGCCUCACUACUCAGGUCUCACCGGCACAGGCAGCACCAGGACAUCCUGAGUCCCUACUGCAAAGAAAGCACCAUUUUGGACAACAUUAACCCAAGUGGUUCCAAGGCCUCAAGAUACAUGGACUACCUCAGAAACAGGAGUGAAUUGCUCAGUCAGCCAUUCUGGAAUCCUUACACAUGUCCGCCUGACCAGGGGUCAGCAGAGUCCAACAUUAAAACAAAAAAAUCAAAUGGUACUGAGUUUAAAGGGCAGGGACACACUACUAAUGAUGCUGAUAGUCUUCUUAAUCUGUCUUCAUUACCCAUUAAUGAAGGAGACGGCACUGUAAAUUAUCCAAUAAAGACAGAGGGCCUGGUGAGACAUCAGUGCCCAUACUGCUCCCACACUACCAACUACCCAGAAGUACUGUGGAUCCACCAGCGGGUUGCACACAGGGUGGAUAACAGCAGCUCCAUGGCACCCAAGUGGGCACCCUGCACUAACAGCCCCAAGAAUUUAAAGGCAGGUGCUACCCAGUGGAGACGCACAGGGCCGCCACCAUUUCUCGAAGGCAAGGACUGCCCUGCUUUACCUGCACCAAGAACUCAGCGCACACAGCCUCCAGCUUUGACAAGCAGCAGCAGCAGCAGCAGCAGCAGCAGCAAGCACUCAGCCCCCAAGACCAAAUCAGGCGUCCCUAAGUCCAAGCAUCAGUCUAAGGACUCACGUUCUUCAGAUGGAACACAGUCUAGUGGGAGGAUGGGACUCCUACCUCAGAAGAAGUCUGGUGAACAUAACCGGGCAGAAAAGGGGGGAAGUAAAAGCUCCAGCACUCAAGCUACUUCAUCAAGCAGUAUUGUGCACAGCAAGAGUGCCCCUAGUUUCCAGCCUACAAACAGCCCUAAACACAGAAGCCACAUAGCUGCAGUGGAAGGAAACUUCCCUCAGGAGGGUUUAGGUUUCAUGUUGGCCAGAAAUCAUGACGGGACUUCAUCUAACGCUUCUGCAGAUAGACCUCAUCCCCGCAGGCUGUCAUGCGACUCCUCUUCUGUUCCUAAGGAUCCUGAUCUGUGGGCUGCCAUGAACAUGUGGGGCCACAAAGCAUAUUUAGAACCACUCCGUUUUGCUCAGGUAAAAAAUGAAUCAACAGGAGAAAUGCCAAUGGACAUUGAUAUUUUGAGUCUCCUGAAAAACUACAGUCCCCAUGAUCUUGCUGCUCUUUACCAGCACUGGGGGUUUGUUGAUCCCAGGAUUGAUCCACAAGCAAUGUUGCAGUUAAAUGGAAAUUUUGGAAAAGAAGUCCACCCCACCUCUGAAGCUUCCAAACAAGUGAAUAGCCGCUCCACUUCCUCCUCAGGGUCUCUUCACAAAGGAACGUGAAGUGACAUUGUGUUCCUGUUGGCUUCCAGCCUGCAUGAUACUGCUGAUCAAAGAGGCCUGCUGUUCUUUAAAGGAACCAGCCAUAACUCCUAAAGGACAGAGGCACUGGAUAAUGCACAUUAUAUGCAAAGCAAUGAGGUGGACUCUUAUUAUUUUGUAAUAUGAUUUAAUUUGAAGUGUUGCGCAUGGUUUUUGUUUGUUAAGAGUGUAGAUAUGUUAGUUACCAAAACACACAUGGAAAUGAGGUAAACCCGUUUGAGCUUUUUGUAAACAUAAACAUUUAGGGGUGAUGUCGGUGGAAAUGAAAUGAGAAGCUACAUUUGCUAAAGGAUAAAGAGGACAUAUUGGCUAAAGCGCAGGAGUUAUCUGCUGGUUUUGUGUAAAAAA